AUGGCCAACCCCGAUCUGGCCAACUACCGCACACGAAAUGGACACACGGCGUUCCACAUUGCCAACUGCUGGAGCGCCGCCGACGAUCCCGCGGUCGAGGCGCUGAGCAUGCACCUCUUCUACUUCUUCAAGGACAAAGGUGCCGAUCUGAGCAGUCUGAAUGCCUAUAGGAAAAGUGUCCUGCACUAUGUUCCAAUUCACACCGAGAAGAAGAUUCGCGCUAUAAUAGAGGCAGGCGUGCGGCUGCGGCCGGACGCCGAGGGCCAGACAGAGCUUCACCUCACCAUACGCAGACUGGACUGGAAACUAUCUGAUAUUAAGUGCUUGUUGCGGUACGGCGCCUUUAAGAAUAUUAAUGCGCAGAACAACAAGGGCCGCACCCCGCUGGAUUUUUACCUUAAGUAG
Messenger RNA from Aspergillus japonicus CBS 114.51, 405 nucleotides. RefSeq lists its product as uncharacterized. The transcript has a single exon. Lineage: Eukaryota; Fungi; Ascomycota; Eurotiomycetes; Eurotiales; Aspergillaceae. The record is from RefSeq and is a predicted model, not a curated record. Bases 1 to 405 code for a protein of 134 amino acids.